GAUAAGACCAUUUCCCUCUCUCACACUCCCCUCUCUGCUCCGCUCCCCUAUCCAUCCACCCAAAGGCGAUGGAUACCAACACGCCCCCUCCUCCUUCCCAGCUCCAGGAACUCACCGCCGCCUCCGCCUCCGCCUCCGCCUCCGCCUCUCAAGACGAGAACCAAGAAGAACUCCCGACUGCCAAUCUCCCGUUGGCCUCCCUCUCACUCUCACUCUCCCUCUUCUCCCCCUUCCCCAAACCUUGCUCCGUCGUCCCCUCGCCUUCCCACGUAAAAUUCAACGUCCCCUCGCAAGUCUCCUCCCUCUCCAUCUCCCUCUUCCCUCCCCCGGCGAAAUCUUCGUCCAAGCUCUCCGCCCCUUCCAACAUCUCCAAUUCCCUCCUGCUCUCCCCCUCGCCCUUCCUUCGCCGCCGCCCCACCGACCCUUCCGCCGCCGCUGCCGCCCGCCGCUGCACCAUCGUCUGGUUCCGCGCUGAUCUGCGCCUCCACGACAACGAGCCCCUCUCCGCCGCCAACGCCGACUCCCUCUCGAUCCUUCCCGUCUUCCUCUUUGACCCACGUGACUUCGGCCGUUCCCCCUCGGGCUUCGACCGCACCGGACCCUAUCGCGCUCGCUUCCUCAUCGACUCCGUAGCCGAGCUCCGCCAGGGGCUGCGACGCCGUGGCUCCGACCUCGUGGUGCGGAUCGGACGGCCCGAGGUCGUGCUGCCGGAGCUCGCCCGUGCUGCUGGCGCUGACGCUGUGUACUCCCACCGGGAGGUGUCCCAUGAUGAGGCGCGUGCAGAGGAGAGGGUUGCGGCGGCGAUGGAGGCUGAAGGGGUGGAGGUCAAGUACUUCUGGGGGAGCACGCUGUAUCACAUAGACGACUUGCCGUUUAAGCUGGAGCACAUGCCAACCAAUUAUGGAGGAUUCAGGGAGAAAGUGAAGGUCUUAACCGUUAGGAAGACGAUCGAGACGCCGGAAGAGGUUAAGGGAGUGCCUUCAAGAGGAAAUAUUGAACCUGGGGAUAUACCGAGCUUGCAAGACCUUGGACUUAAUCCAGCUCCCACAAUGUCGCAGGAUGGAAAACCUAUUAUGAGUGCUUCCCUCGUGGGUGGUGAGACUGAAGCAUUAGAAAGAUUGAAAAAGUUUGCUAUUGAAUGCCGCACCGAAACAAGCAGAGGAAAUAUGGAGAAUUCUAGGAAUAGCAUAUUUGGUGCUAAUUUCUCAUGCAAAAUCUCACCUUGGCUAGCUAUGGGAUGCCUUUCUCCUCGCUUGAUGUUUGAGGAGCUAAAGAAGACUGCCAAUAGGACGGUUUCUACUGCUUCAUCUGCGAAGAGUGGCGGUCUGAAUUCACCAGAUAGUGGGAUGAACUGGUUGAUGUUUGAGUUAUUGUGGAGAGAUUUCUUCAGGUUUAUCACCAAGAAAUACAGUUCGGCUAAGAAGGGUGCAGCUGCACCAGCCACAGCUUGCACUGGUGCCCUGGUGUAACUUCUUUAUCCAGCCUUAAACUUCAAUCUACUUGGCUGUGAGAUUUUAGAUACUCUUGAGUUUUAUAAAAUCCAGGUUCAUGUUCAUGGAAUUCUUCACAUUGUCUGUCAAAAUUUAAUGCAGAAUUCAACCUAAAACAAAAAUAAUAGAGGCUGGCUUGGCACCUCAUUCAACCUGAAAGAAUCUCCACCUUUUGAAUUACUUCGGCAAUAAAAAAAAAAAUCAAGGAAGCUACUGUCAUUUAUUCUUUGAGUGAUGAUGACAAUUGUCCUAAAAAGUUCUCUUUUUGAUCUUUUGGAUAAAAUAGUUUUGUUUGGUCAUAAUAUUUAGCUCAAGUCAUUUCAAUUUGAA
Messenger RNA from Zingiber officinale, 1820 nucleotides. Its product is annotated as blue-light photoreceptor PHR2-like. Gene Ontology annotation, biological process: photoreactive repair. The transcript is spliced from 4 exons. The record is from RefSeq and is a predicted model, not a curated record. NCBI's taxonomy places the organism in Eukaryota, Viridiplantae, Streptophyta, Magnoliopsida, Zingiberales, Zingiberaceae. Bases 69 to 1469 code for a protein of 466 amino acids. Gene Ontology annotation, molecular function: FAD binding; DNA binding.